AGAAACCAAAAUGGCUUCCCAAAUUUCCUGGAUUUUUAUUUUCGUCAACAUUUUGCUUGUUUUCGUACAAGUUUUGGGAGGCCGAGACUUUUACAAGAUUCUUGGUGUUUCAAAAUCUGCGACAACAAACCAGAUCAAAAAGGCAUACAGGAAAUUAGCAAAAGAAAAUCAUCCCGAUAAAAAUCGAGAUGAUCCCGAGGCGGAGGAUAGAUUUAAAGAUCUUGGUGCAGCAUAUGAAGUGUUAUCCAAUGACGAAAAAAGAAAAACCUAUGACAGACAUGGUGAAGAGGGUCUGAAGCAAGGGGAUUCUUCUGGAGAUCCUUUCUCAAGUUUCUUCGGAGACUUCUCGUUCUUUGGUGGAGGAAUGAGAGAACAGCAGCGAGAGACGCCAAAAGGUGGUGACGUUUUAGUUGAUUUGGAUGUUACAUUAGAAGAACUUUUUACUGGAAAUUUUGUCGAGGUGGUUAGAUACAAACCCGUUGCCAAACCAGCGCCAGGCACAAGAAAAUGCAACUGUCGCCAAGAGAUGGUCACGCAUCAACUUGGCCCAGGAAGAUUCCAGAUGAGCCAGCAACAAGUCUGUGAUGAAUGUCCUAACGUCAGGAUGGUACCGGAGGAAAAGCUUCUUGAGAUCGAGAUCGAGCCUGGGAUGAGGGAUGGCCAAGAGUAUCCCUUCGUGGCAGAGGGGGAGCCCCACAUUGAUGGAGAACCUGGGGAUUUGAGAUUCAAAAUUAGACAGCUGAAGCACUCAAAAUUUGAGAGACGUGGCGAUGAUCUGUACACAAAUAUCUCCAUAUCGUUAACUGAUGCUUUAACUGGAUUUGAAGUAGAAAUAAAACAUUUAGAUGGCCAUGCGGUCAAAGUAGAGAGACAAAAAAUAACAUGGCCCGGUGCAAUAAUUCGUAAAAAACACGAGGGUAUGCCAAACUAUGAAAAUAAUAAUGUGAAAGGGAUGCUGUAUAUAACGAUAGACGUUGAUUUCCCAAAAGGAGAAUUAUCAAAAGAAGAGAAAGAAGAUCUAAGGAAGAUUCUAAAACAGGAAUCAAAACAAAAAGUGUACAAUGGCUUGCAGGGUUAUUGAUGUAGUGAAGACUUUAGGUGAAUUAUUGAAGUGAUUCCUGCCUGGUGUGGCCCCGCCUGGAGGAGGUUGAAGUACACAUCUUGGAUCACUCAUUUUUGAUGCCACACUUUUUAACACACAGUUGGAAACACUUUCUGUAAACCGGGGUUAUGUUUGCAAUGUUCAUUUCUCAUGAUUUUGAGACACUAAACCUCAGCUCUAAUGCAGAAACAUGAAAUUUUGUCAACAUAUUCAAGAUGAAGUCAAAUUCGUAAACAUUUGGUUUUGCAAACAUAACCUGGUUUACAGUAUACUUGAAGAAUUGAAAACUCUUUCUUGAAUAAUCGGUAUGGCUUGAAAUUUGUUGACAAAGGGCUCCUUAUCUGAUUAAAACUGGCACUUUUGCUUAACUUGUUAAAAGGGACACUUGGAUCCUGCAUGAACCACUUCUGGCGUGAGACAUAGCAGCACCCUUAACCAGUGCUGCCCUACAAACGGUCAUUUUUUCAGCUGGAAAUUCCCAAUUUUAUCUAAACCCUCUAUCAGCACAGCUUCAGAAUGGAACAUUGGUGGUGCACAUUUCUCGAUAUGACACAACACACUCUUCUACCUGUUUCUGUUACCUAUCAAUUGUGAUUGGGUCUGAUUCGAAAAAUACUUGCAUGCUACCCUUGUAAUCAAAUGACAUCUAGGUCAUACACGGCAACAGAAUAUAUUAUUGCGGCCAUCAUAAUAGGAGGUGACGCCGAAGAUUAUAUGUAGAUUUCAAUGUCUUCAGGUUUUGGUGACAAAUCUUUGGUAAAGGGAGACUACGAAGUAGCUGGCUGGGUCGCAUUAAGGUUCAUGAAGUUGCCGAUAGGUGCCUCUAUUAUCUCUCAGUACAUCGGCACGAAUCACAAUAUUUCUCAUGUGAAAUAUUUUAACUAUAGAAUCAACCAGACCCAGUGACUGAACAUAUCUACAGUAGAACCUCUCUAUUAAGGACACCCUCGGUACUGACAAGUGCUAUCCUUAAUAGAGAGGUGUCCUGAUUAAAGAGGUCAAUAAAAUGGAAACAACCAAUUUGGGACCGAAACUAGUGACCUUGAUAGAGAGGUUGUCCUUAUAGAGAGGUGUCUGCUAAGGGAGAUUCUACUGUAUAGUACUGUAGAUCACCUGUUGGUCGCCCAGCUCCUGAUGAUUGUCCCCCUUUAAAUAUUUGUCACAGUUGCUUUAUAAAUGAGGUAUCAUAAAUGAUGGUUCACAUUUUGUUCAAUAUGGGAAGUUUAGUGGCGGUGGUGUUGGUUAUGACUACCAGGAACUUACCUCUAUUAAAGAAUUGUUAAUUACUGUAAAUCAGUGGUGUUGUCGCGGAGGAAAAAUACUUGCUUUAUCAAAUCAGUUAUGCAUGUUUUUUGCCAUUUUUCAAUGGACGUUUUGGAUUCAAACUUGUUUAUUUGUUUUUGUUGCAUUUUGUUCUUCCUACUUAACAUAGUUUCUUGUUUUUCAAUGAGGAACCUGCACAACAAAACCUGCCAAUAGAGGGCCCUGCAGGCAAGUGGACCAUGUUUGUGAUGAGAAAGCCAUUUCCCGGGUUAAUGAAUAUUGAAUAUUUCAUCCCUUAAUUACUCUACAUGGGGAAAUAGCACCAAAAAUGUUGUUUUAUUGGUCCUUAAUUCUAUUUUGAUGAGUUUUAGGGAGAAAAUCAACAAAACUUAAUGGAAAAUACACUUUUUAGUACUGGUGCUACCAUCUGGAUUUUUAGCUCUGCAGGUUCCUCAUUAGCCCAUCUUAUAAUCCUAUAAUGAUGUUUACAAAUUAAUUAACUUUUCUUGAUUACCUGGUCUUGUCUAAUUAGCGUUAUGGUCAAUAAUUUUAUGCAUUCUGAUGCCAAGGAAGUGAUGAAUAAAUUGAGAGCCUGUUUGUGUUAUUAGCAUUUUAGGAGCAAAGUUAUUGUCCUUUGUCCAUCCAGAAGAGAUUUUUGUGCAGUAUUUGCUGUAACUUUCCACUUAUUUGCUUUCCAUUACAUGUAAUUUGUCUAUAAUAUUUAUUUGUGUUGCCAGACUCCUUGUUUCUCUGGAUGUGCAUCUACAAGUUUUUUGGUUGAUAACGAGCAAUGUUGAUGAAGGGUUUCUGUAACUGAAUUAUUACUGUGGCCUGAGAGUUUGAUUGGUGACCAAUGGACACCAAUAGAUGGAUAUCUGAUGACGUCACAGCAAAUUUGUAAAUACCAUGCGCAUGCAAUCUCGUAUCUCUUUGAGAAAAGUUGUAUGUCCAUCUAUCAAACCUGGUCAGGUGCAGUAGUGUUGCAAAAUGUAGGUGACAGCAUAGACAAUUGACCUGCAACUUACUUGAAACGUAAGUGGGGUCAACACGGCAGAAAUUUGGUAAACAUUACUUUGAUACUUUGGGAGUUUUGAAAAAUCAAAAAUAUCUAAUCCUAUUUAUGGAGGUGAACUUAUCUUAUGGCACAGCACCCGUCGUCCUCGUCCGUUAGCAAGGCACGUUUUGUAACUGCUGGAGCUGUCAACUUGAAACUUGGCACAUAUGUUCCCCUAUGCAAUGACACCUGGGAGACCAAAUUUCGGCAAUUUGUGAUUUUUCUUCUUUCUAUUCAAUACCUUUCUGUCAAACCAACUUGGGAUUCAUGUAAAAUUGACAAUAUUGGGUGCCGUAGUUUUUAGCCUUUCAGUUAAUAGUUUUUGAGGUCUUAAGAUGUGUAAUAUGAAGAGUAGAUGAGUUUAGAAUUGUCUAUGUUAUGUUUGAUUGGUAGUGUCAAUGCGACUGUUCAUCAUAUAAGAGACCCUCUCAUGAUUGACUUAUAGAUCAAAAAAAAAGAUAGGGAUGUUUACAAUGACAAAAUUGAAAAAAACAUUCCGCCAUGAAGAUUGUUUUUCUGGCUCCCUUUGAACAACCUGACCCUGUUAUACACAAUGGUACAGUGCAGUUAUUAUGCAUACGAACUUGCUGAAACUUGAUAUUUAUAGUAUUUGUAUAUUUGUCCACACAACGGCAAUGCGGAAUUAGGCAAUUGGAAAUUUUUGCAGACGAAGUAGGCCUUUAACAGUGAACUAAUAUAACAGAACAUCCACACAUUCUGACCUCACCAUCUUUCAGUCAGGUGGGGCUUAGAUUUCAUGACCGGGUGUAACCAUGUGACUCAGGGGUGUUUGUGUUAUUUGGUGAGCUACGUCUGUAGUCGGCUGGAAAAGGUAUAAGAUUUUGGAAUAAGGUCGGUUGUGAAUUCUGAGCCCUGCCCAAAAUUUUAGUCUGUGACUAUACAUGUAUAGUGUGAGAUUUUUGUACAAAAUAGUGUUAUGUUGACACAAUGAAAUUUACAAUA
This is a messenger RNA of Lineus longissimus, 4382 nucleotides long. RefSeq names its product dnaJ homolog subfamily B member 11-like. The transcript is spliced from 9 exons. Gene Ontology annotation, molecular function: misfolded protein binding. Gene Ontology annotation, cellular component: endoplasmic reticulum. NCBI's taxonomy places the organism in Eukaryota, Metazoa, Nemertea, Pilidiophora, Heteronemertea, Lineidae. Gene Ontology annotation, biological process: protein maturation; protein folding. Bases 11 to 1081 code for a protein of 356 amino acids. The record is from RefSeq and is a predicted model, not a curated record.